GAGAUGUUAAAAUAGCAGAAAAUUAAGAAAUAAACAACAAUUUUUUCUCAAUAUCAAAAAAAAGAUGAAAGAUGAAAUUAAUUAGUGCAAAAUGUAAAGAAUUUAGUGAUUUUAUGAUUUUAUAGUGAGCAUAUCAUCAAGUACAAUAUAUAAAUGUCGGCAAUAGAAUCGUUUGUGCUGUUCCUUAAAAAUUUGGAGCAUCAAUGGGAUGCGUUUAAGAAAGUAGAAAAUGGAACUGACGAAAAAAAUCUACGUGCCGAAUUCAAUCAACUUAUCUCAUUAACAUUAGAUUCUUGCUUAGACUUCCGAAAUGUCCAACAAAAUGCACAAAUUGAGGAGAUUUGGGAGAAAAUUAAAAUAACUAUAAGUUCAUUAAGCCUCGAGGAAGGUGCAAAUCAAUCUAUUAACAAUGUCUUGAAUACAGAAAAGUGGACAUCUAAUUAUGGACAGUGGUUGUUGUCUGGAAAACUCAUCGGUUCUUCCGUCAGAUUAGUUACAUUUGAUAACAAGCUGUUAUACGAAAGCGAUGAAGUGAUAAAUGCCAGAUUAGAAUCCCUAAUGAAUCUAUUCUUAAAAACUACCAACGAUGAUACAGGACAAAUGAUCUUGAAUGUCUUUGAAACUUAUCGCAAGUACAUUCUUCGUGACGUAAAGUUCCAAUGUAAAUUGUCAUGUGCAACUGUUAAAAAGCUAAUAUACUAUUAUAUGAUAAUCCUUUGUCAUCGAAAAUGCAGUGACCAUAUAUCUAGCACGAUUAAACUUUUUCCGAAUUACCGUAAAAUAAACUAUAUAAUAAGCCUGUGUAAGGAGCAAGAAGACGGCGUGAAGCAUAGCAAACUUAUUAAAUAUUAUAAGGCACAGAUAGUAGAGCGAUUUAUAGAACAUCUUCUUUAUUGCGAAUUUCAAAAAUUGAAGCCUGAACAGGACAUUAAAAACUUUAACUUAUACUUGCAACAGUUGAUAGAUUUAGCGUAUCAUGAGAAAACAAUAGAUGAAAAUAUGGAGAGAAUAAUACUUUCUGCGAGUGACAUGAAUGUGAUUUCCGACUAUUAUUACUUAGCAGCUACACAAUUAAGACUUCAGAUGCCAAAUAAACAGAAUCUUAUUUAUAAACUCAUCAGUAUUGGAAUUUCUCACGACAUUUCAAGCUUACAAGAACUAAAAUAUUCAAUAGACGAGACAAAGAGAAGCAAAGAAUUGGAAAAUGAAUAUAAAUUGGCGUAUCGGCGAAUAUAUUUGGCUCUUGUUACACUUGGAUGUACGAUAAAAGAUUAUGUACUUAGACGAUUGUGUUUUCAGACAGCUAGUUUUUGCGAGCACGAAACCACGAGUUGUGUAGACAUUUUAAGGCAUCUUCCAGUACUUGAUAUUGUAGAUCAAGGCGAUAAUUUAGAUCCAAUCUUACUAGAUAUACGAUAUUUAUUGGAAACAUUUCAGUAUGAUAUUAGAGAUCGUACAAAGCUAUCAUCAACUUUUGUCAAAUAUUCUAAUGCUAGUUUCGAGACUCUCGAGUAUUAUGCUCAAACAGCUGAUUUAGAUGACGAUUUAGCACCUUUAGAAUAUCCUGGCGUUGAAAAGUAUAUGAAACGUCAAGCAAUUGAGGAAAAGGAACACAUUUCGCAGACUUCAGACUUGGAUAAAUGUCUUAAUGAGAUUGAUAACUUUAAUAAUGAACUUUCGAGUCGUUUUAAGAAUCUUAGGAAUCAAUAUAAACCUUUAAGGAAGCAAACACCACCGUCAGAUGAGCAAAUUGAUGUGAAAAUUAAAGAAGUUCUAUCAAAAUCUGAAGAUUUUAGAAUCACUAAAACUGGUGACAUCUUUUACGAAUUAUGCUGUAUCACAUUCGAGGAUAUUUUAUCCCCAAAUGUUCACUUAGAGAACCUGAAAGACAAACACAAUGAACAAAAUAAAGACAACUUGCAUUUUAGCUAUGAUAUGUGCAAUUAUACAAAUGACGAUAUUGACAUAAAUUCAAUAUAUAGCAGCGGAAUUGUGCAAGUUUUCAAUCUAUAUGAUAAAGGAUAUUCGACAUAUGAUAUUGAGAACAUUAUGCUGUAUACAAUCUUGGAGAAAAAGAUGAAAUUUAUAGCCGAAGAAUUUGCAUUAUUUAAUAAAAAUCGGAAUCUUGAAUUUGAUGAGGAACAGCAAAAUCAAGUUCAUGCAUGUUUCCUUUACUUAUCUAAUAAACCACAUCCUGAAUAUGGACGAUUAUUGAGACUCUCAUCGACAUUAAGACGAUACAAUAGUCCAUUGGAAUAUAAUCUCGAUUUCUAUGUGUUUGAUGCUAUGCCAGGGAGGUACAAGUAUCGUCACAAGAACAAGCCAAUUAAAGUAAAACAGGAAACGAAUGAAAGCUUUGAAAAUGGAAAUGGUGAUUUGAGUAAUUCCAUGAAAGACAAUAGCUUUGAAUUAGAUCAUCUUAAUCUACCAAUUCCGGUAAGUGAAAUAAAAACAGAACUCUCGAUGAUUUCACAAAUUCCACAGCAAAUACAGCCAAUAAUGCGUGUGAAAAAGGAAAAAAUUCCACCGGCUAUAAACUUAACAGGCAUUCAAACAUUUAAUAGCUCUGCAGAAGUUCAGAGUAUCUUUAAGAUUCUUCAAGUAGAAAUAGCUGCUCUAAUACAGAAAGAAGUAUUUAUUGAUAUAAGUAAAAUUAGUGACAUAUCCUCGCCGCACUUAGUCCAGUGUAUUAAUACAGAAGUUAAAUCAUCAUUGCCGAUUAAAAUUCAAAAGAUUAGAAAUGGAAACUUAAAUCCAAGGGAAAUAGAUCGUGAAAUAAAAAUGCCGUUAAAUGUAAGUGGACGAUUGACUAUUAUUCUUGAAUUUAGGGACGAAAUCAAAUAUGAUGAGCACUUUGAGAAUCCUUAUAUAGCAUCGAGUCUUCAUCAUCGAAUCAUGAGUAAUUUAAUGAUUGAUCAUUUAACGCAUAAUGCUAAAUGUGAUAUUGAUUGCAUUGUUGAUGGAUUUGUGAGUAAGAUUAAAUGUUCAUUCCAAGGUCAAAAGUCUUAUAGACCGCGUAAAAAAGUACAAAAACCAGAGCUGUCUGCUGAGAAAAUGUCGGUAAUUCAAAGCCCGAUAAAAGUAGAAUCAAAUAGCAGUAACAGCAAUAGUAAUAUCCCUUCAAUAAGCAAUAUUGUGAUGAAUGUAAAUAAUAAUGUAAACAACACACCGGUUAAUGGAUUGAACUUUAUUCAACAACCUUAUCCUUAUCCACAAAUUACAUCAAAUCAAUUUAAUGUUCCAGUUAGUCAAUACUCGACAAAUAUUCAAACUCAAUAUACGCCAUCAGUAUGCUAUGCUCAAAGUAAUGAUCCAAUUCACUCGUCUGUCAUACAAGCACCACCGCAAUUCACUAACGGAGUGCAACAACAGCAAAUUCCAUCUCAAUUUCAGCAGCCACCACAACAAUCAGUAUUACAAGGUCAUGAACCAUUUAUAUGUAAUUCUAAUGCAGCAGUUCCACAAGAUAGCAGCAAUGUUUUAGUUUCUCCAAAUCGUGUGAAGCCAAAAGUCGAAAUUCUUAAGAUUGAAGAUGUUUCGGACAUAAAUAUAACGGGUUUAAAAAAGAUAAGCUUUAGUAAUCCAUGUAUGGUCGUUAAAGAGGAACCACCGAAUAAUGGAUAUAAUCAAACUGAACCAGGCGUAUCUGUCGUGACUAUAGAGAAGCCAAUCAAGCAAGAGAUUAAAACCGAAGAUGAACUUGUUGAUUUUGAGGAUGAAAUACAGACGACGAUGCUUCAAUCAACAGUACCAAAGAAACACAUUCAUAUUCCAGAGACAAAAAGUUUACCGACUAUUGUGUUACCGAAAAGUCCACCACCGCUACAUUAUCCAUCAAAUAAGAAUGAUAUUAAUACUCAAAUUACAAAGGAAAUUAAGCAGGAACCAGUACAACAAAAUGUCUUGCCACAAAUGAGACCGAAUGUAAUUAAAAGUCCUAUAACUUCGCCACAACAAAUCAUUGAUGUAAAGGUUGAGAUUCCAGAGGAAGUAAAUAGUCUUAAGAAAAUGAAAAUUGAUUUUACUAAAAAUCUAGCAGAAUUGAUUGAGAAUGCUAAGAAAAAGUUUGUCGAGACGAAGAAGGAUGUGGCUGAAGUUGUAAUUGACUUGACGGAGGAUAUAAGUGAGCCAAGUAUUGAUUUAACUAGCGAAAUUUAUGGUUGCGACAAUAUUUACGAUGACAGGAGAUUGAAAAUGGCUAAAAAGUCAGCUCCAGAUAUAACAUUCAUUGGAUGUGACACAGUAUCAGGACCUGAUAGUUUUCUAAAGGAUUCUCAGGAGCGAGCACAAAAACGAUUCCUUAAAAGAUCAUUGCCUAUAAGUCAGUCAGAGGAUAGUGUCAGAAAAUGUAAAGUAUUACUAGUUGACGUCAUGAAGGACAUGGAUAAAAGCUUCUUGAAGAAAGAGACUCCAAUUCGGUUGCAGAAGGUUCCAGUGGAUCCAAUUACAGAGAACACCGUAAUCAGGAAUAAUUUAAAGAGCAGCACAGUCGCAGAGGCAAUUCCAACAGAAGAACUUCCAAAUGAAAGCUAUGUAGAUAGCGUGUACGACGCAACAUUUACUAUUGUUUGUCAUAAUUCUGUAAGUUAUGUUUUUAAUGAUUCAUAUGGUGAUGGUAUCGCUAAUGUCAUUGAUAGAUAUAGCAAAUGUAAGACUAAUAAUAAUGCUAAUUAUAAUUAUAAUAAUUCAAAAUUGACUAACCUUGAUGCUGUUAAGAAUAAGUUGAAUAAUGGUAAUUUAGACUCAUUUGACACUAAUAAUGCUAAUGAUAUUUCAAUAUUCCUUAAAAUGAUCGAAAAACCAUCAUAUUCGGAUAAAAAUCAUUUAAAUUUCACAAAGAAUCUCAAGAAUCGUAAGAAGUUUGUUCGAUGGACGCCAAAAGAAUGUAAUUUUAGACUAGAUAAAGAAAAAACGAGCCAUAAAUCAAAUUUUGAUGAUGAGAAAAAUCACAAAAGUCUUCUGUAUCAGAUAAGUCAAGACGUAAUGAAUUCUAUUCCUGGCUUAAAUUCAUUUGAAUUCUUUAAAAUUCCAUCGAGUCCACAACGAACUCUACAAAUUGAGGUUGUUCAUUUAAAAGAAUUAAAAAAUUCUGCGGCGAAUGAAACAAAUGACGUUAAUGAUGGGGUAAGUAACGAACCCGGAAAUUUAUUACACAAUGAUGGAAAUAAUAGCGAGAUAAUGUCAAAUUCGACGACAAUUCAUGUUCAUAAAAUUGGACAGACAAGCAUAAGCCAUGAAACUGAAACGAGAACGUUACAGACAUCAUUUGGAUCAAUAAUUAAAAACACUUAUCCACCUGCAACAUCACGAGUCGUUGUCAAUAAUUCGACAGAUAAAUUUAUUAAAUUGAAAGCUGAUGACACUAAGAAGAUUUCUAUGACAGCUGAAUCGGCGAUGAAGAAUGCAUCGAAUGUAAAGAUUAUAGCAUGUUCUUCACAACAACAAUUGACGGAUUCGUCGAAGAAUGUUACUAAAAAUCAGACAUUAAUUAACAUGCUUACACAGCAAGUUAUGGUUCCUACUAGUUCUAAUCGUCAUUAUAUAAUCACAAGUGCCACAAAAGCAUCAGAUGUUGCUACUGGAACUUCAUGCACAUUGACAACAAACAAUCCAAUGAUUAAUGCUGUGAGAAAAACUGUUACUACUUCAACUGGACAAUCACAACUUGUUCAAAUCCUCAAUAGUCCACCGACAAACUUUACUAUGAAGUCACUAAACGUUUUGUCAUCAGCCAAUACAUCGAAUAUGAAGCCUAAUCAAAUUUUAACGGUUCCAACUUCGUCAAAUGUCGAUGGAAUGAAAACAGAUUUGCCAGAUUCAAUAAAGCAGCAAGGCGUUGUUCAGUUCAUUUGUAAAACAGAUGGUAAAAUUAUUCAUUUGACUCCAAUUUGUAACAGUAAUACUGGAACUGGAUUAACAAAGAAAAUUACUUAUAAGGUUGAUACAAGUGGAGCAAAAGGACCAACAAUUUUGCAUCAUGCAAAUCAGCAAAUUAUACUUAAUAAUCAAUUGAGAAAAGAUGAGAAUCCAAAUAUUUUGACCAUUAUACAAAAGCAGAGUAAUGAAUGUGAUAAGAAAAAUAAUAAAAAUACAAUAGUUGGAAUUGCACAAAAUAGUAAUCCAGCUUCUCCAAUGGGUACAAGAUCUGUUUAUGAAGAGACUUAUGCGAAAUUCAUACAAACUCCUUCUGUGGGUAUAACAACAUCGAAUGCAUCUGAUAUGGGACUUUUAACAAUCAGUAGCACACCCAUAAAUACUUCAGUAAGUGGAUCAACUUCAAAUACAUUUAUUCAAAAGAUUGGAAAAACAGUGAUACAGUCAAGUAACCAAAUUUUGCCUAAAUUUAAUCAGGCAUUUGGAAAGUCAAUAUUUUCAACCACUACCAUAAAUGAUCAGACAAAAGUUGCCACCACAAGGGAAACAUUUACUAGGUCUGUUGUAAAUACAAUAUCGCCUGUUAAGGUUACAAAGAAUGAGAAAAAUGAGAUAAGCUUUAUUGAAUCGACUGAAAGUAAUGAAAAACCACUGCCAACUUUACAGUCUGCACUACAAGGCAAUAAUCUUUUAUACGCACGGUCUAUAGGAAAUGGCAAGCUAAUAGCUAGUAACAAUAAUAAUGUUUUGUUAACGGCACUACGCAGCAACAGCAAUCAAACCAAUAACGUGAGAAUCAUCACAAGUAUAGCAGACUCGAUGUCAAAUACCAAUCGCACGAUAAUGACUCCUGUGAGAAUUUCUGUUCCAAUUCAAAUUCCACAAUUGAUUAAUUCAGUUCGCCCUCAAUCGACGGGAAAUUUUAGACCACAAAUUGUUAUUGCUCCCGCUGCUUCAACUGUAGUACGUCCACAAUCAAAUAUUCAAAAUUUGAAUCAAUCGGGAUCGAAAUUGCAAAGUUUAUUAAUGGGUUCGCAACAAAAUUCAACAAGUACUAUUAAUCAGCAGCCAGAUCAGAAUGCUGAUAUUGAGAAUAAUAAAAUUAAAGUAGAACAGAAGCAAAAGAAAACAGUUGAUAAUUCAACAUUGGAGCAAUUAAGAGAAUUCGACAUGGUUUUAGAACAAGUUUUAGAACGGAGUUCAGCUACACCAAAUUCUGUAGCCUCACCACCGCCCGAUAAUUCAAAUCAUUCAAGUCCUCGUAAGCAAUUUUCUGAGAAUAAAAUGAAAAUUGAAAUAAAGUCGAGUUCAGUCAGUAUCACAAGCAAUUCGCCAAGUGAUUCUCCAACAUCAUCAAAAUCACUAUCUGGUAGUAAUAGUGCAAAAGCAACGCCAAAAUUACAAGAGGAUGAACACACUGCACAGAGAAUUCUUGACAUUUUGGCAAACUACAAAGAACAAGUGAGAAAUUCGCCUGACUUGAAUAAUAAACCAGCACCUCGUCGUCGUGCAAAUCCACCAACUAAUCCUCCGGCAAAACGUAAAAAAGUCUCAGCAUCAACAUCAACUGGAAAUAUGAAGAAUUCAAAACAGUUUGGCUCGUCAUCUGAUGUUAUGACUGAUACGAUGGGAAGUGAAGAAGACAGCUCUUGUGGUGUAGGAAGUGGAGUUGCAUCGACUGGUUCUAUAAACAAUUCGCCUCGCGGAGAUAUUGAUGAUCAUACAGAUGUUUCUAUGGACAAUAACUUUUACAUGGAAGAUGCGAAAAGAGAAAUUGCAUUGAGUCCACAAAGCAGCAACAGUAGCGUUACAACAUCACCUGCACACAAUAAAUUUUCCGUGAGUCGCAGAUCUCUUGUAAUUGAAUCGAAAAACAAUUCUGGCUCAGAUACAAUCUCAUCAAAAAGUUUUAUCUUGAACAAUUCUCAAUCGUCAGCAAGUAGUGCUUCGAGCAUUACACGAACAUCUCUUGGUGAAUCAGUUGAGAGAUUGUCAGCACAGGGCUCAACAACAGCCGUUCUCAUGCCAGGAAAUUACAUAUUGCCUAUGAAUGUUUUAAAGAGUGGUCAACAUCUGGCGAUUUUAUCGUCACAAAAUGGACAGAAAAUAAUUGCUGUGCCUGCAAGUCAACUAACAUCGCCUGUUAGUAUCAAUAACUCUAGUGGUACUUCUAUUAUUUUACAACGAUAUGUUAAUCAAAUGAAUGAAGCUGCUGCUGCGGCUGCUAGUGGAUUAGGAGAUAAAGCUAGAUUAACACAUUCAAAUGAAAAUGAUGGAAACACUAAAACUUUACAUUUUCAGCAUCAAAAUAAUCUCAUGAUUGGGAAUAAUAAAAGUCAUGCUUCUGCUUUUUAUGUAAAAUCAUUUGAUGAAGACAUUAAGAAUAUUAAGCAAGAAAAUGACCAGCUUAAUUCAUAUGAUUCAGCUUCGAGUAAUAAUUUUGUAAGUGAUAAAACAUUGAUAACUGAAAUAAUACAACAGCAACAGCAAUUAUCGCAUAAUCAUCCACAACAUAAUUUCAUGAUAAAACUUAAUGAGCCUUCAGACCCGAAAAGUUCUUCAAGUAUAAUGUUUAUGGGUGAUACACGAUCUACAUCAACUGACAUUAAGAACAUUGAGGUCAACAGCAUUAAAAUUAAAUCUGAGAAAUUGGAUUAUGAUGAAUGUAUAAAAGAGGAAAUGAUGGAUUUGAAUAAUGAAAAUGAAAUGUUGAACUCGCCAAUGUUAAAUACAAAAAUGGAGGUUGAUGAAAAUACGAGCUCAAAUCAUGAUACAAGUGAUGCAGAUAAUUCGCAUUCGCAAAAAUUGCCACAAUUUCCAUCAAUCUUGAGUUCAUGCUUAACAAAACAGUCGAAUAGCGCUAAUAGUGUGAAAAAUACAAAAGGCUUUCUUAUUGAUCCAUCAAGUAAAAUAUUAAUGUACAACGAUCGAAAGCAGUCAUCAACAUCAACCGGCAUAGAUAAAGAAAUUUUCAAUCAGAAAUCUUUCAGCGAGGAAUGCGCUGAUUUGGGUGUUGAUGAGCCAAUUGCAAGCGAUUUAUUUCCAGAAGCUGAUUUGCUUUUCGAUUCCGGUUCACCGAAAUUCGAUCAGAUUAAUCCGAAUGAUGGAAACAUUCAGAUUAAAAGAGAAUUGGAAAACGGUGAAGUUUUGCUGCAAAUGAACUAUAACAAUAACAUGUCAGAGCCAUGGCUUAAUUUCGAUACAGAAGACGAAUUAGUUGAUGACUCGAAUGGUGAAAGUAGUGAUGAUGUAAAUGAAUCUGGAAAUUCAAAGACUAAUUUUUAA
Molecule: messenger RNA, 9159 nt
Organism: Chironomus riparius
Lineage: Eukaryota; Metazoa; Arthropoda; Insecta; Diptera; Chironomidae
Source: the annotation of a GenBank genome assembly